This is a messenger RNA of Pollicipes pollicipes, 3346 nucleotides long. RefSeq names its product acetylcholine receptor subunit beta-like 1. Gene Ontology annotation, biological process: monoatomic ion transmembrane transport. The coding region runs from base 1 to 1377 and encodes 458 amino acids. Gene Ontology annotation, molecular function: transmembrane signaling receptor activity; acetylcholine-gated monoatomic cation-selective channel activity. Gene Ontology annotation, cellular component: postsynaptic membrane. The transcript has 6 exons. The record is from RefSeq and is a predicted model, not a curated record. Lineage: Eukaryota; Metazoa; Arthropoda; Thecostraca; Pollicipedomorpha; Pollicipedidae.
AUGGUCCAGCGGGAGUUCUCCAUUCCCCCUCGGAUUGUGGGCAACAGGUCCCAAAACCAGAUCAUGAAGUCCAACGUUUGGCUCCGACUGAAAUGGCAAGACUAUCAGCUGAUGUGGGAUGAGUCGGACUACAGAGGAAUCCACGUCCUUCGGCUGCCACCGGACAAGGUCUGGAAGCCCGACAUCGUGUUAUUCAACAACGCUGACGGCAACUACGAGGUGCGCUACAAGUGUAACGUGCUCGUCCACUCGAACGGCGACGUCCUGUGGAUCCCUCCGGCCAUAUACCAGAGUUCGUGCACGAUCGACGUCACCUACUUCCCGUUCGACCAGCAGACGUGCGUCAUGAAGUUCGGCUCGUGGACCUUCAACGGCGACCAGGUGUCGCUCGAACUGUACGAAUACAAAGAGUUCGUGGACCUCUCUGACUACUGGAAGUCUGGCACGUGGGACAUCGUCGAGGUGCCCGCCUACCUCAACUACAAGAACCAGACGUCGCCCAAGGAAACAGACAUCACGUUCUGGAUCACGAUCCGGCGCAAGACGCUCUUCUACACGGUGAACUUGAUCCUGCCCACGGUGCUGAUCUCGUUUCUGUGCGUGCUCGUGUUCUACCUUCCGGCUGAGGCGGGCGAGAAGGUCACCCUGGGCAUCAGCAUCCUGCUCUCCCUGGUCGUGUUCCUGCUGCUUGUCUCCAAGAUCCUGCCGCCCACGUCGCUGGUGCUGCCCCUCAUCGCCAAGUACCUGCUUUUCACCUUUGUGAUGAACACCUUCAGCAUCUUGGUCACGGUGGUCAUCAUCAACUGGAACUUUCGGGGACCGCGCACGCACCACAUGCCCAACUGGGUGCGGGUCGUUUUCCUCAGGUACACGCCCAUAUUCUUGUUCAUGAAGCGCCCCAAAAAGACGCGUUUGCGAUGGAUGAUGGAGGGUCCGGGCGUGGCGGGCCGCGGCGACGGCGCUGUGCCCUCGUUCGGUGGCGGCGUCGGCCUGUCGUCGCAGUUCGCGCAGGCCAAGCUGGACUCGAUGGAGCUGUCGGACCUGCACCACCCGAACUGCGCAGCCGGCCGGGACGCGCCGCCGCCGCAGACCGACGCGCGCCGCGACAGCGACGCCUCCGAGUCGCUCUUCCUCACGGCCGAGGCCUACAAGGCCACCGAGGCCGUCGAGUUCAUCGCCGAGCACCUGCGUAACGAGAACGAGUACAUCCAGAUCCGUGAGGACUGGAAGUACGUCGCGAUGGUGAUCGACCGCCUCCAGCUGUACCUGUUCUUCGUAGUCACCACGGCUGGAACAAUCGGCAUCCUUAUGGAUGCGCCGUACAUCUUCGAGUACGUCGACCAAGACACUAUCAUCAAGAUAUACCAGGGCCGGUAGAGUGCAUCUGUCAUCGUCUCAAAAGCGGCAGCCGCCAGAGUCUGCGCUGAUUGGCAGACCAUGCGGAAGGCGUUGGCCUUUGCAACUGGACGUCGAUAGAUGUCGAACCAGACGAGCCGUGCUGGAUAUAGAUGGCGCUAGCAUCGGCCUGGCGCCGCCGGCGGGCAGCAGACACAACGGGUCACCGCCGCUCCUUUAAGAAACUAUCCCUGGUCGGGCGCCGGUCCGAGGUGACCGUGGCAUCUCACUCCUACUGAAAACAAUGGAGCGUUGCCCGGCGUCCGCCUGAUAGCCGGGGCGGGAGCGGUAUCUCCUCCGCUCCUGGUCAGCGGCGGGUCAGGAGUCGUGUCAGGACCUCUGUCCAGUGCGGGAACGGCAUCUCCUCCGCUCCUGGUCAGGUGCGGGCCAGGAAGUGUGUCCGGACCCUUGUCAGGGCGGGCCAGGAGCUGUGCCAGGACCCUUGUCAGGGCGGGUCAGGAGCUGUGCCAGGACCCCUGUCAGGGCGGGCCAGGAGCUGUGCCAGGACCCCUGUCGGGUAACGGCAGGGCUGCCGGGUCGACGUAAGGCCCACACCCGGCACCAGUGACCUGAUGUGAGCCACCUCGGGUCCACCUCCGCGGACGUGGACGCCGGUGCGUUCCGUGCUGACGGGAGCAGCGGCAGCCGGGGCACGCUGCGCGAUCCGUCACGGGUCCGCCUCGGCUAGAAGAUCGAUAGGUGUUUCGCGACAGAAAAUGCUCAAUUUGGCCGGUGGUCGCGGCAUGCUAGAGAGCGAUGUACACGUGUGCACUGGCCGUGCCUGCUGUGCUGCCUACUGCCAUGUAUCAGUAAGCAAGCGCUGAACGCGCACGCUAGCCGAGGGACUGUUUUGUACUGGUUUGCGGGAGCGGCGUCACAUGAUAAGCUCAGCCCAGCCGCCGCAGCGCGGCGAGGAUGGCGCAGCGGCAAAGCUUUAGGAAAUGCGGAGUGUGUUGACAGACCGCGGCCAACUGAGUGCUGUGAGUGCGUGCGAAUGUUCAGCAAUGCUUGCCCGCCGACGCGGUAUGUCUCGCUGGAGCUGUUGUGAUUUGUACGACAAAGCCCCGCUUGUUCCUAUUGGUGUUCGAUAUUACGUGCGAGGUGAAGUUUGCAUAUAUGCUUGCGUCUGCACCUAAACCACCCGAAAAUCGGAAAAACCGCUUCGGCCAUGUAAGAAUAAUGAACGUUUAGUUUUCAAUACGACAGUUCUUUAUUUGAACGCAAACGAAUCCGGUUGAGUGAGCAUUUUACCAAUUUUAAUUGCCAAGGUGGAAAUCACGGGUUUGUGUUUGGUUUAUCGAAACGAUUGUGUCCACCACGAAACGAUUGUGUGAUUUCAUUGGGUUAAAAAAUUUAGAAUAGAAACGACACUUAUUAUCCAUGUGGCGCAUUUCAUUUGCAAGCGUUUCACUUCACGUUCUAGUAAUCCUGCAAAGAUUCGGUCCCAGCAUGGGAACUGCAUGAUACGAAUACGAGUUAGAAGAAUGCACAUCAUGGCCGCAUUUUAUUCAUGACGUUAUGUUGUUACCGAAGACAAGGCCAAAAACCAAUAUAUCAGUUAACGAUAUCUUGGGUUUGAAAGGCUGCGGUGGGGAAUCAGAACCGUUUGAGGUAAAAUCUAAAACGUUGUUAUACCAGGCCAUAAAAACUGUUGGAUGUAGAGGUACAUUACGCCUGUUAUCUCCAACUUCGUAUUUUAAGAGCAUUAGAAAGUUGUGAACAAUGUUUGUUUAGAUCAAUGCAAUAUAAUGCAAGCGGUUAGCUGAAAAACCUCAGAAAUGAUCUUUUUUCAAAAACGUAAAGCCACAGUCCGAAGUGGCUGCGUAUUAUCCAAUGACCGGCUUGUGACACACCGGUCCGGGCUAAGUGCACCAAAGAUCACAAGAGUGUUCAGCUCCCAAAAACAUCAGCAGAAACGCGCUAAAGUGCUUGUUUGUGCUGUCCAGUUCAA